CAGUGUUGAGAACAGAGGAAGGAGUCUGGAUUCAGCUGUCUGUGGAUGUACUGCAUUCACGUUGGCCACAGCUGUUUGCGUAGCGAGUUCUCUACUGUGUUGUAGGAGUAUAUUCACUCAUAAGGAUUGCAUGUAUGUUAAUGUCACGGUUUUGGAAGGCACAGAGCUGUAUGUGAUGCACUGAUAACACAUCCAAGUGCAUACAAGACAUCCAAGUCCAUGGUGUUAACACGCUCAGGUGUAUCUGAACCUUCUUUUAUUGCCAAGAGUGAAGAUCGUUUGUUUAAACGUUUAUUUGAAGACUAUCAAAGAUGGGUUCGUCCAGUGGAACACUUGAAUGAUACGAUAAAAAUCAAGUUUGGUCUUGCAAUCUCUCAGCUGGUAGAUGUGGAUGAGAAGAAUCAGCUGAUGACCACAAAUGUCUGGCUGAAACAGGAAUGGAUAGAUGUAAAAUUAAGAUGGAACCCUGAAGAGUAUGCUGGAAUAACAUCUAUUCGUGUCCCAUCGGAUUCUAUUUGGAUCCCAGACAUUGUGUUAUAUGACAAUGCAGAUGGACGUUUUGAGGGGACGUCUACUAAAACUGUGGUAAAAUAUGAUGGCACCAUUGCUUGGACUCCACCAGCAAAUUACAAAAGUUCUUGUACUAUUGAUGUAACCUUCUUUCCCUUUGACCUCCAAAACUGCUCUAUGAAAUUUGGUUCCUGGACUUACGAUGGCUCCCAAGUUGAUAUAAUUUUAGAAGAUUAUGAUGUUGACAAAAGAGACUUUUUUGAUAAUGGAGAAUGGGAAAUAGUGACUGCAACAGGGAGCAAAGGAAAUAGAACUGAUGGAUGCUGCUGGUAUCCCUUUGUUACAUAUUCGUUUAUAAUUAGACGUUUACCUCUUUUUUACACGUUGUUUCUCAUCAUUCCUUGCAUUGGACUUUCUUUUCUAACUGUCCUCGUCUUCUAUCUUCCUUCAAAUGAAGGUGAAAAAAUUUCCCUUUGCACUUCAGUCCUGGUAUCUCUGACUGUUUUCCUUCUUGUCAUUGAAGAGAUUAUUCCAUCGUCUUCUAAAGUUAUCCCACUUAUAGGAGAAUACUUGGUGUUUACUAUGAUAUUUGUGACACUGUCCAUCGUGAUAACUGUCUUUGCUAUCAAUAUUCAUCACCGCUCUUCGUCUACACACAACGCCAUGGCACCUUGGGUUCGCAAGAUAUUUCUUCACAAACUUCCCAAGCUGCUUUGCAUGAGAAGUCAUGUAGAUAGAUACUUUGCUCAGAAGGAGGAAAAAGGAAAUACGAGUGGAUCAGAGUCAUCCAGAAACACCUUGGAAGCUGCUCUAGACUCUAUCCGGUAUAUCACAAGGCAUGUUAUGAAGGAGAAUGAAGUUCGUGAGGUUGUUGAAGACUGGAAAUUUAUUGCUCAGGUGCUUGAUCGAAUGUUCUUAUGGGCCUUUCUUCUGGUUUCAAUAAUUGGAUCACUUGUGUUAUUUAUUCCUGUUAUUCAUAAAUGGGCAAGUAUAAUAGUACCUGUGCAUAUAGGCAGUACAAAUACAUAAGAUAUUUUUGGAUCUCCUGCUAACAUCAUUCUAAAAAGGUUUGGUAGUAUUAAGUUUCCAUGCAUGUUCUUUGUAGGCACGUUUCUGAUAGGAAAAAAAAAUACAGUCCUAAACUUAACAAUUGUGAUGUUAAAGCAUGGCACAUGGGACUCACAGAAGUCAAUUUGCUUAGUGCCAGUCCAUUAAGAUACUUGGACAUCAGGUCAAAAUCAAAGACCUUUGCAAAUAUCUGCAUGUGUGUGUUAGGAGCAGCACAUACUGACACCUACUGAGAAGGAGAAGGAUUGAGAUUUCUUAAUGAAGAUCACUGUAGUCCCAUUAUUAAGUUACUAUGGGAAAUAUUAUAUUUAUUGUUAAAUUUUUGCAGAUGCUUGCACAAUAGAGUUGUAUUUCAUCUUAUUAUAUUAUGCAAAUGAGAACUUGUAUCUACACAUGUAAAUGAAAAAUUAUAAUAGAAACAUCACUUGAACUUCCUUUCUUUUCAGCAGACCAAUAAACAGAGCAUUCUGACUGCGUUAUGCCUCCAUAAAUUUUCAGUGGCAUUUGCUGCUGAACUUAAAAUCUUGUUAAUUCUACCAUACUAAUGUGACCCUGUGAUAUACUGAGCCUUAAAAUGCUUACAGGAUACGUGAGUAUUGACAUCUCUGUGUCAGCUGUAUCUCAUAUAUGUAUAUUUAAAAUUAACAAUUAAUGAUAAUAAAAUUAUUUACUCUAAACUAUAUUAAUUAAAUAAUGGGUGUUAAUUUUCAAAUUGAUUCCAGUGCUGCUAUUCUUAAAAGUUUUAUUUCUGGCAGAGACUCUAGAAGAGAAUGUUUUUCCUACACGUUAGGUUUUGUCAGUUUCUUUGUUCCUUCACAACACAGCUGAUUCCAGCAGGGCUCAUGUGCAGCCUUUCAAGUCCCCUGCACAGGGAAGUGAUGCCAACUAAUCUGUAAAAACCUGCUGUUAUUUUUUACCAAGUUAUAAAUAAUUCUGGUUGAAAAAGAAACUGCUCUUCCUCUUCAGUUCCACAAUUCCAUCUAGCAUUAGAUAUCAGUAUUUUCUGCUUUCCCAUCAUAAUUUAUUUUAAAAGUGAAUUUGCAGUCUGAUUUAAUCCAUUAGUACAGCAACUUUUUCAGUAUCGCUAAUAUUAAUGCAUCAGAAACUGUGUGUGAAAAUUGCAGAAAAGCUUUGGGCAUCUUGUUUCCUUUCCAAGAGCAAAGUUUCUUUUUGUAGUCCUCCUUAGCUUUGAAUUACUUACUACAGUUUACCCUUACAAAGGUAACAAAGGAAAGGAAAACAAAGCAAGGAUAUUAGCCAUGUAUCUUUUUAGCUCCCCUCCUGCACCUUGUUCAAUAAUGUCUGAAGACUCUUAAUUAUAUCAUAGGGUAAUUGGCAGUGUGGCCAACGGAGUUCCAGCCUUUAUACUAGUAACUAACAAUUUCUGUAAAUGCAUGAAGUUCCUUCAGUCGUUUCUUUAAUCAGAUCACGAUGUCUGUGGAUGAAAAAGAUAUGCUGGAACCCUCGGGGUUUUCAGCUCAUCCUCAGGUGUGUGUGAAACGAAAUUAUUUUCAAUAGACUCAGAAGCAUGGGCCUUUACUUAUGUAACUCCUUUCUGAAUGUGCUGAGAUGUAACUACUGUAGUUUUGUCUCUUGGUCAAAAUAAAUGAAAGAAAAUCCCAAUUUUCAACAGCUUGAUUCUCUUUAUUUUUAUAAAUGUUACCUCAUUUGACAGCGCUGUCUCUAAAAAGUUUCCAGUUUGGUACAGAGAGAACAAUUUAUAUAUUUACAAAACAUCUCAUUAGAGUAUUUUUGUUGUACUGUUUAUCCAAGCUCUCAAAUCAUCUUGUUAUUAUUUAAAACAAAAGGCAUACCUAAGACAUAAUUUUAGCAUACUUUACAGGAGUAUUUUGUAUCCACUUGCCUUCCCUUGUAAUAAAACCAUCAUCUGUUACUCACCUACUAUUCCUUUCGUAACAAACCUGCCCACAGACCUUUCUUCCCACACUGAAUGGGCUUGUGCACUGGGUGGCAGUGUUCUGUAGCACUUGGUACGUAUGCUUCCUCAGCCAUUCUGUCCUCAUCAGGGCACACGUUGAAUUAAUAUUUCCAAAGGUCCCAUCAUGUCUGGUGCCAAGUGUCUUCCAUUCAACUCUGGUAGCCUGCAGUACUCAACCUGUCUUGAUUCUCUGAACAUCUGUAUAAUUUGCAGUUUAUCAGCAGCUUCUUAAAUAGUUCCUAUGAAGUUUAACAUACAACCCACAUCUUUUCCAGCUAUUGUGAAAAGGAGCUGGCAAGCACAGCACAUAUUACUUGGAGAAAGUUUUAAAAUAUAUAUUUUUAUCAUGUUAUCACAUUUUUUAAUGAAGCCUUCUAGGUCAAGCAAAGUUGAGCCAAGAGAGAUCCUUAUUCUACUAUUGAAACACACAGAAGAGCUAUCAGGUGCUGGGGUAAGAGUGCAGAGUUUGGUUGGCACAAGUUUUAUUUGAUUUCAGAGCAUGAUGUUUUAAGCUUUUACAUGUCAUCUCCAGUCAUCAAAGGUUGUAAAAACAAUCCUGCUGUUCCCAGAAUACAUACCAGGAUGAAAACCCAUAGAAAAAUACGAUCAAUUACCAUGGCAACAUAUUUCCAGUCAUCCUGAAUCUGAAAAAUAAAUCAAAUAUUAAGUAGGCAUGUUUAUUAGAUUUUAAAGCAUUAGCAAUUAGGAAUCUUUA
This is a messenger RNA of Centrocercus urophasianus (Greater sage-grouse), 4232 nucleotides long. RefSeq names its product cholinergic receptor nicotinic alpha 5 subunit (gene CHRNA5). The transcript is spliced from 7 exons. Gene Ontology annotation, cellular component: neuron projection; postsynaptic membrane; synapse. The coding region runs from base 220 to 1539 and encodes 439 amino acids. Gene Ontology annotation, biological process: chemical synaptic transmission; nervous system process; regulation of membrane potential. The record is from RefSeq and is a predicted model, not a curated record. Gene Ontology annotation, molecular function: transmembrane signaling receptor activity; acetylcholine-gated monoatomic cation-selective channel activity. Lineage: Eukaryota; Metazoa; Chordata; Aves; Galliformes; Phasianidae.